UGUGGAAGGCAAGGUUUAGAAGGGAAGAGGUAGACAUGCAAAUGCAAUUCUCAUAGACAAGUCCCCGCUACUACACACACAUUUCUAACUUAACAACACUCCUUCUGUUCUAUUCUAUGCUCCACCGCAUCACCCACUCCUCUUCUUCCUCUCUUCUCCUCCUUCCCCGUCUUCUCUCUCACCACUCUCUCCCUUCCAAUUUCAAAUUCCCACCAAAACCUCUCACUCUCUCACUCAGACUCCUCUCCAUGGCAUCAUCUCACAAACACACCAACCGCCUCGCUUCCGAACAGAGCCCUUACCUUCUCCAACACGCUCACAACCCCGUUGAUUGGUAUCCCUGGGGCCAAGAAGCCUUCGCCGAAGCGCGCCGCCGAGACGCGCCUAUCUUCUUGUCAACUUUGCGCGUGGUGCUGCUGACGGCGAUUCUGUUCCAAGUUGGUUACAGCACUUGUCACUGGUGUCAUGUUAUGGAGGUCGAGUCUUUCGAGGACGAAGCGGUUGCCAACCUGUUGAACGAUUGGUUUGUUAGCAUUAAGGUGGAUCGAGAGGAGCGACCAGAUGUUGAUAAGGUAUACAUGUCGUAUGUACAGGCUUUGUAUGGUGGAGGAGGUUGGCCCCUGAGUGUGUUUCUUUCACCUGACUUGAAACCUUUAAUGGGUGGAACUUACUUCCCCCCUGAUGAUAAGUAUGGACGACCUGGAUUUAAGACUAUACUUAGAAAGGUAAAAGAGGCCUGGGACAGUAAGAGGGAUAUGCUAAUUAAGAGUGGAUCAUAUGCAAUUGAACAGCUUUCUGAGGCAAUGUCUGCUAGUUCUGAUUCUGAUAAACUGCCUGAUGGGGUUCCCGCCGAAGCAAUACAUCUAUGCUCAGAGCAGCUCUCUGGGAGCUAUGAUUCAAAGUUCGGUGGGUUUGGAUCUGCACCAAAGUUUCCCAGACCAGUUGAGGUCAACUUGAUGCUUUAUCACUCCAAAAAGUUGGAAAAUAUGGGGAAGUUGGAUGGAGCUGAUGGAAGUAAGAAAAUGGUUUUGUUUAGCUUGCAAUGCAUGGCAAAAGGUGGGAUUCAUGAUCAUAUUGGAGGGGGGUUUCACAGGUACAGUGUGGAUGAGUGCUGGCAUGUUCCACAUUUUGAGAAGAUGCUAUAUGAUCAAGGGCAGCUUGCUAAUGUUUAUCUAGAUGCAUUUUCUAUCACAAAAGAUACCUUUUAUUCAUAUAUAUCACGGGAUAUCCUCGAUUAUUUAAGGAGAGAUAUGAUUGGUCCAGAAGGUGAAAUCUUUUCAGCAGAGGAUGCUGACAGUGCUGAGACUGAAGGGGCUGCAAGAAAAAAGGAAGGAGCCUUUUACAUAUGGACAAGCAAAGAGGUUGAAGACAUACUUGGAGAGCAUGCUGCUCUUUUUGAGGAGCACUAUUACAUCAAGCAACCGGGUAACUGUGACCUAUCUGGAAUGAGUGAUCCUCACGAUGAAUUCAAGGGAAAGAAUGUCCUGAUUGAGAGAAAGGAAUCUUCAGAAAUAGCAUCAAAAUAUGGCAUGUCAGGUGAGACAUAUCAAGGCAUUCUUGGAGAAUGUAGGCGUAAGUUAUUCGAAGUAAGGUCAAGGCGUCCAAAGCCACAUUUGGAUGAUAAGGUUAUUGUAUCUUGGAAUGGACUGGCAAUCUCAGCUUUUGCUAGGGCUUCUAAGAUUCUCGAGGGUGAACCUGAAGGGACCAAAUUCUACUUUCCUGUUGUUGGCACUGAACCAAAGGAAUACAUGAGAAUUGCAGAAAGAGCAGCAUUCUUUAUUAGAAAUCAACUUUACAAUGUGGAGACUCACAGGCUACACCAUAGUUUCAGACGUUCUCCAUCAAAAGCUCCUGGUUUCUUGGAUGAUUAUGCUUUUCUGAUUUCUGGGUUGCUGGAUCUCUAUGAGUUUGGCGGUGGAAUUAACUGGCUUAUAUGGGCCAUUGAAUUGCAGGAAACCCAGGAUGCUUUGUUUCUUGAUAGAGAUGGAGGCGGGUAUUUCAAUAAUACAGGAGAAGAUUCUUCAGUUCUCCUCCGCGUGAAGGAAGACCAUGAUGGGGCAGAACCCUCUGGAAACUCAAUUUCUGCUAUUAAUCUUAUAAGAUUGGCUUGCAUGGUUGCUGGAAGUAAGGCUGAGCAUUAUAAGAAAAAUGCAGAGCAUCUAUUGGCAGUUUUUGAGAAAAGAUUGAAAGAUAUGGCUAUGGCAGUGCCUCUAAUGUGUUGUGCAGCAGACAUGUUGCGUGUACCUUCUCGGAAGGAAGUGGUCGUGGUUGGUGAAAGGACGUCCAAGGAAUUUGAACACAUGCUUGCUGCUGCUCAUGCAUUAUAUGAUCCCAACAGAACAGUUAUUCAUAUAGAUCCCAAUAACAAAGAAGAGAUGGAAUUUUGGGAAGUUAAUAACAGCAAUAUUGCUCUCAUGGCGAAAAAUAACUAUGCUGUCAACAAGGUUGUGGCUCUUGUAUGCCAAAACUUCACUUGUAGCCCCCCAGUCACUGAUCAUGCGUCACUUGAAGCUUUACUCUCCAAAAAACCUUCCUCUUCGUUCACAUAAGUUAUUGGUUCUGAUUUGAGUAGGAAAAAUAGUUAACGUCAGUGAAAGCUCCCUCUUAGAGAUCCCCCUUUCCAUCUGCAGAACUAGCUGGUUCUGAUGUCUGUGUCAAAUAAAGGUAGGUAAUAUUCUCCGUUGAGCUGAGUUUUGGGAUUGAUGCAUACCCUUUUCGUUUGCUCACGAAGCCAUAAUUUUUCUUCAAAAUUGACACAGGAUGAAUGAUGGAAGUAUGUAUAUGUAGGUAACGGUUCAAAUAAUUAUCAGUUGCGUCAGUUGAGAUCCUGUUCGCUUAUGUUUCUACUUCAUUUUUCUAGAUGAAUUGCACAAUAAAGUCAAAAAGGCAUGGCUAAGAUAUCCUUCGUGCCUGUUGGUUCGUGCCAUAUAUAUUGUAGAAUUGUUAAAAAGUUUUCCAAUCUGCGAUAUUCCUUGGUUUUCGAGACAUUUUUCUUGUUUGGUAUGAUUGGAUGUGUAUUAUUUUAUUUAUGGUAUUAAAAAACGUAGGUUGCACUGUGA
Cajanus cajan (pigeon pea) is the source of this 3059-nucleotide messenger RNA. RefSeq names its product catalytics. NCBI's taxonomy places the organism in Eukaryota, Viridiplantae, Streptophyta, Magnoliopsida, Fabales, Fabaceae. The record is from RefSeq and is a predicted model, not a curated record. Gene Ontology annotation, biological process: carbohydrate metabolic process. Gene Ontology annotation, cellular component: chloroplast.